Molecule: messenger RNA, 5940 nt
Organism: Acanthaster planci (crown-of-thorns starfish)
Lineage: Eukaryota; Metazoa; Echinodermata; Asteroidea; Valvatida; Acanthasteridae
Biological process (GO): establishment or maintenance of epithelial cell apical/basal polarity; Notch signaling pathway; heterophilic cell-cell adhesion
Cellular component (GO): plasma membrane; protein-containing complex
Molecular function (GO): Notch binding; calcium ion binding
Source: RefSeq, a predicted model, not a curated record
AACUCCCUGUUAUUCCUUAACACGGCGCGCCGGACGACGGAAAGUAAUUUCGAACCGGAAACCUAUCGAGAAUAUCCACGAUUAACGACGUCUUCAAAAGGAAUUUCGUGAUUUUGCAAGACCAGGAACGCAGUGGAAUAUAUUUGCAGAUUUUGAUGCUUGGCUAUUUGGGUGACAUCUCCAAAAAGGGAGCUUCUACUUGCGGAAAACCAAACGACCACACCUAAAACAGGCGACCUCCAAAAAUCGAAAUCUCCUGUUGGUUACGCCCGUGCUGCCGGGUACAGUUACGCUCCAGCGUUUGGUAGACAAGGAUAACAAAGCGCGGGAAUCUACCGGUAAUAGUUACCAACAAAAACACAAAAAGUGGAGUAGACGUUCAGAUCCAACCCGCCAUGGCUGUUUUGUCGAGGAGGGGUGUGCUAUUGGCAUUUUUAAGCUCGAUUUUGGCUGGCGUUUGGUGCUACCCAUCCGGUGCUCCCACCGGUGCCUGCGUGUCGAUGCUACCCGGCCACACCGACAACAACGGAGUGCAAAUCCCGGGCCAAGACCGCUCAACAAGUCCCUACACCGUUACGGCUGAUGCUGUCGACUUUGUCGCAGAGCAGACGAUCACUGUCACAGUGUCGGGAUCGGUACAGUUCCUGGGCGUCCUCUUGCAGGCUCGCCUCGUUAACACCAGCACUCCCGUUGGAACCUUCACCCCUGUCUCCAGUGGACUCAAGACAAUCACAUGCUCCAGUGCGGGUGACGCUGUGACCCAUUCAGCGAGGCUCCAGACCACGACCAGCAUCAGUGUGGAGUGGACGGCCCCUAUCCAAGACAUCAGCGACAUUGAAUUUGUAGCCACAGUUGUGUAUACUGAAGAGCUAUUUUGGACACAACUGAAGUCGUCAGUCAUUGCAGCGGUGCCAGAUGUGUGCGACCCAAAUCCUUGUCUGAAUGGCGGGACCUGCUUCAAGACCGGAGAUAAACGGUCCUACUUCUGCGGUUGCCCGACGAACAGCAACCUAGGGCUCCAUUGUGAAGUCAUUUUGAACCCUUGUGAUCCGAACCCCUGCCGUAACGGCGGCGAGUGUUACAGAAGUGCCGUGUCAACUGCAAGCUAUGUCUGCCUGUGCUCUGGUCCUUUUGACGGCCACCAUUGCGAAAAUGUCACGGCUCCGUGUUCACCGAACCCUUGCCUGAAUGGUGGGAUCUGUGUGGAGUCAAACGGCACAUUCUCUUGCUACUGCCCCGUCGAUCGCCACGGGCCCCUCUGCGAAAAUCCGGUCAUCUCCUGCAGCGCUAACCCCUGCCUUAAUGGCGCCACCUGCCUUAACACGGCAACAGGUUACGAGUGCAUCUGCACAUUCGGAUGGUCGGGGGACAACUGCGGAACAAGCCUGACNUGCACAGCGGAUUCCUGCCUCAACAACGGAACCUGUUUUGACAGUAGUCCGGCCGGGAGCAUGAUGUAUCACUGCCAGUGCGGUAUCUACCACACAGGGAGUCGCUGCGAAACCGCUGACCCGUGUCGAGCUAACCCGUGUGCCAACGGUGGAACCUGCACACAAGUUGGUGAUACCGUCGACUUCACCUGCUCCUGCAUUAAUGGCUUUGAGGGGGACCAGUGUGAAACAACCACCAAUCCUUGUCUGUCCAGUCCAUGUCUGAAUGGUGGCAAAUGCUUCCGGGAUGCCGAGGGGAGGACCUUCUGCCAGUGCCCGUCCAACUACACCGGAACAACCUGCCAAACAAGAGUUCAUCCAUGCAUGCUGCCAAUCACGCCUUGCAUGAAUGGAGGAACCUGCUUCAAUGGCAACGGAUUUACGUACUUCUGCUCGUGUGUCAGCGGCUACUCUGGUCAAAACUGCGAAGUGCUUACUGAUCCGUGUGUAUCCGCCCCGUGUCUCAAUGGGGCAACAUGUCAACUGGGGACAGGAGAUGAACCCUACGUCUGCAUGUGCCCUGUGGAGUUUUUCGGCCUCAACUGUCAGAACCGAGGUGCUUGUUCUGGGGUAACCUGUGCAAAUGGAGGUACCUGCGUGCCCCGCGAAGACCAGCUGGCCUACACUUGUCAGUGUGCGCCCUCAUACGACGGAGAUUUCUGCCAGUAUGCAAACAAUUGCGAACUCAACAAUUGCUGCAGUGAGGGGUCCACCUGCAGGUAUAUUGGACAGGGUUUCACAGAGUGCACGUGCCCCCGACGGCCUUGUUACAACUUUCUGAUUCCUGCCGAAAUGGGGGGGACGUGCGUGCCUACCGGGGGCGGCAACCGCAGAUGUGAUUGUCUGGCGGUCUACUCGGGUACCGACUGCGAAAUUUACACAGAUCCAUGCACCCCGGAACGAAAUCCCUGCUUGAACGGCGAGUGCAGAAUUGUCCUAGACGCAACUAGGAGCAGCAGGUGCAUUUGUGAGGCAGAUUACCAGGGGGAGAAUUGUUCCGUUUACAACGGAACAGCUGGCUGUGACACAAUCCAGUGUUUGAAUGGCGGCGAAUGCAUCAAUAGCGUGCAAGCUGGACCUGUAUGCGUCUGUGGAGAUGACUUCUCCGGACUGCGCUGCGAGACGCCGAUAAAUCUCGCGCCAACCUUCACCGGCUGUCCCAGCGGGGUCAACCCAUCCUUCCCACUGAACCAAGGCUCCAAUAUGGCCUUCAUUGACCUGAGGAUCACCGCCGUGGACCAGCACAACCGACCCCUUUCGUUGACGGUGACUGACGGUCUUCAGUUCCCGAGCACAAUCACUUUCACCGAGGAAUACCGGCCGGGCAAGGCCAUCACGGUACUGGCUGUGGACGGUGAAGGCAGGAACAGCACGUGUUCGUUCUUGCUGCGAAUCUUCGAUAACGAGAGUCCCUCAGUUGAAUGUCCAGGCGAAGUCUCGGCUAUCACAACCGAAGAUUCCGUCACCGUCGUCUUCCCUACAGCCACAGCGACGGACAACCUUGGAAUAACCGAGCCUCUGCAGUAUACCCCGGCCAACGGCUCCCAGUUUGCCGUCGGUGCCAACACGGUCUUGGCCAAAGCGCUCGACACCUUUGACAACCAGGGGGAGUGCAGCUUCAAGGUCGUCGUACAUAAGAAGGAUUCUGACUGCACGGCAUCCACCAGCCCAGACAACGGAGCGUCGGAAUGUGUUGUUGACGGAGAGCGUCGGACCUGUGCCGUCAGCUGCAACGAAGGCUUCGGCAAUGCCGUGGGCAUCGAGCAAUACACGUGCAGAUAUGAGAACCCUGCGUACUGGGAGCCCAGGCCGAACACAGACAUAUGUGUCCCAUUCAAACCUGGAAAUGGUAUCAGCAAAGUGGUGUCCAUUCGCUUCAGCAUUGAGUCCACUUUGUGCGAUGCGGUGGACUUUAUGAGCUCUGUUGUAGACAGCCUGACCAGCUCACUGCAAGCACAAGGUGUCUGCGAUCCAAAUGACUCUUCCAUGUCAUGUGGCAUCGUGGCAGCCUGCGGCAACGGCGGCAGCAGCAGCCGCCGUAGGAGGGCCAAUACCGACUUGGACGCCGAGGUGGAGCUCACAAGCCUGGCCUCGGAGGGGGACACCAACACAGACGUCCUGGCCAGGCUUGACCAGACCGUGGACAUCGUGCAGGCGGCGGCCGUGACUGGCUCCCUGACCGUCGAAGUGGACGGCACAACUUUCACCAACGAGCCCACUGCAUAUGGGGAGUCUGAUGCCCGCUGGAAUUGCAAACCCGGCCAGAUUAUUAAAUCGAGUGGAUGCUUGUCCUGUCCGCCUGGUACCUUCCACAAUACCGCCAGCAACACCUGCAGCUCCUGCCCAGCCAAUACCUACCAGAACAAACCUGAGCAGGAGAGCUGCACCCCUUGUCCCGAGGGCAGUGAAACGCAGCAAACCGGCGCCUUCAGCGCUGAACACUGUGUAAAGACAGGCAAAGAGCCCGUGGUUGGCCCCUGGACGCCGACCUUGAUCGGCAUCGUGGCUGGAGCAGGUGGUCUCAUCGUCCUCUUACUGGUCAUCCUUGCCUGCGUGUAUGUCGUCAGGUCCUCCCGCCACCGCUCGAACAAUUCGCAACAGGACAAGAACGGGUCCCUAUCCAACUUCACUCACCUCAACAAGGCCUACGACGAAACGGACGAGCCCGAGAUGCAGUUCCACGGUGGGGUGUCACUCUCCAGUGACACCACCUACCAGAACGUGGUGGACGAUGACGUGCUGGACACGGGCAGCACUGACCACCUGGUGCGCAUCCCCAGCCUGUCCCAGUACAGCGACUACUAUGCCACGCUUAAUGCCCGCUCGGCUCCCGUGCCCGACACGCCACCGCCGCCCCCUCCAGUUGCGGCUCCUGCCCCUCCGCAGGUCAACGGGGGGCCUCCCUCACCCCCUCCUCCUCCCCCGGGGCCCGACCUCAACGCCAACAAUUCCAACGCAGGUGCUGAUCACACCUACCAGAACGGCGACGUUGCAAAUGUGGGUGGCAAGGCCAAGUUCCAAGUUUGAUCCGAAAUUAGCUCCGCCUUCCACCAGAUCACUUGCAUAACAGAGUUGCUGAAGGGAGCCAAGUUAACAGCAAACAAGGUCAGUGAAUGGGUGUCGCUGGAAAAUAAGUGUCUCGUCAAAUGAUGUAGGUCUUAUUUCCAAGCCAAGGAAGAUACCGGUCAUUAUACCGACACAGGGUAACCAUUGAUAGAUAUUUCAGAAGUUGCAUCACAGUGCUCCCUUUCACAAAGAACAUCGAGCCUUACUCUCUAGUCUACUCUCUAGAUGUCACACACUUCGUGUUACACUUACUGUACCAAACGUCUUAUGUUUAACAAUAUGUUUGCUUGUCUAAGUUUGCAGUUAUAGUCUGCCAAUGAAUAUCUUUGUAGCCACCGUUCGCAUGUAUUGAGUCAGAGAGAGGUGCUCUUGCAGAUUUUAAAGCAGUUUGCAAAGUUUAAAAACUGAAUCUGUCUUUGUAAAAUUUGAUACAAACUUUGUAAGAUAAUUUACAACAACACGUAUGCCUUUUUUAGUCCUUUCUUUCUCUUUGAAUAAUGUUUGACCUUAUUGGCUGGCCAGUAAGAUAUAUGUAGUCUCAGUGAAUGAAAUCUAUAAUUUAGGUGUGAUGAUAGGAUGUUUAUGGCCAGUUAAUGUUCCUUUUUUUUUUUAACAUCAGUUGUCAUGUUUGUGAAAUUCGCAUUUCAAACGAGCCCAGGGUUUAUUUCACAUGGCCUAACUGCAAACCGGCCGCCUAUUUCCUCUGCGCAGUGUGGUAACAAACCAUUUUUUUUUUUUAUCGCAAGUACAUUUUUGUACUCUGUGAUUGCCAACAGUCUGACUACGGAGGAUCCGCUGUCGGCAAAUAGACUCAAAAUACCAUAGCCGGUACUCAUUCUACAUCGGUGAUUUUUGGACGUUAAUGUUCGUCUGCAGCUGUUCUUUGAAAAGUUUGUUUUCUGAAUAGUGGCUGUGUUGAAAUCUACAAAGGUUGUGGGUGAUAAAACUUCAUCUAGGGAUCUACAUGUAUCAACGUAUGCUUUGUGCUUAUCUGGGUACGCGGUAGUCAUCAUGGUCCAAAUCUGUAACUUGGUGUUUUUUGGAACAGUUCGUCUCUUCAAUGAAUCUCCAUUUUUAAUCAGAGCGCUGGAGGUCUGCCAGUGGAAAAGUCAGUCGGAGAUGCAAAGACAAGGGUCGACUUACAUCAGGAUGUCGUGUUCAUGUUUGAAAACCCAAAAUUUGCAAUAUCACAGUAGUCAUUUUAUGCAAUGAAGCCGAUUGUAUAUUUUUGUACUUUGGUAUGCAUAUAUACAGUGUACAUGUAUACUGUGUAAGAUGUUCUUCAGAAAAUGUUUGAAUCUGAAUAACAUAAUCUGAAUUUUUACAAAGAGUUACCGAGAUAUGCUUUGAAGAACUGAGGUCAAACAAAUUAUUGGCAUCGUCUGUGCUUUGCUUGUUAUUUCAGUGAAACCAUUUUUAUUUAAAUUGUAUUGCUGUCUGUUGC